AUGUCGGGGCAGCACCUCUAUAAGAACCCUGCGGCACAGCCCCGGGCCGCGGGGCGGGAGAGUCGGAGCUGUUGGGCCAUGGAGGCCGCCGAGGCCACGGCGAAGGCGGCCCUGCGGGCACCCAAGUGCUCCCGCUGCCGCAACCACGGCUUCGUGGUGCCGGUGAAGGGCCACGCCGGGCACUGCCGCUGGAAGCUGUGCCUGUGCGACAAGUGCUCGCUCAUCACCGAGCGGCAGAAGAUCAUGGCAGCGCAGAAGGCGCUGAGGCAGCAGGAGCCCGACCCGCCGGCCCGGGCGGGCGCGGACGCCGCUCCCUCGGGCGAGGCUUCUGCGGCGGCGGCGGCCGAGGACGAUGCCCCCGAGCACUGCGGCCUCGAGGGGAAGAAGGGCGCCCAGCCCGACGGCGGCAGCUGCAAAGGCACGGUGUCCUGGGGAUCACCGCCGCCUCCCUUCAGGGACCUCGUUCACCGGGCUUUUCCUCCAGAAUACGCUGUCAACACAGAAUACCUGGAGAGAGAGGCCCCGAAAGUGUACCCUGGGUGUUCUGGGGUGUAUCCUUACCACCCAUUUCCCAUGGGAUUUGCCAUCAGUGAGUCAAGCAGUGGGGAAGCACCACCUCCAGGGAUACCACUUGGUUUCCGACACAUUCCUAGCAACUAUGGGCCAGGGAAUGCAGCUUCUGUAUCAGUUCCAGAUGGAGGUGGAGAUUUCCAUCAAGGAUACUACACUGCUCUGCCUCCCUUCAUCACACCAAGUUUUCUGACAGGGAUUCAUUACAUUCCAACUACCGUUUCACUGAACAUCUUGGCUGAAACAUCCAAGGAAGCACAUGCUACUGAAGCUGACAAUGAGGAUUCAGGGGUGAUGCAGGAACCUGGACAACCACCUUCUUCCCCAGAAGAAACCAGCAGAGACCAACCUGUACACUCUAAACAGUAAAUGGGCUGGAGAAGAGCUGAGAGCAGGCAGCACAGUUUUGCUUUUUGAGGAGAGUGUUAGUUAAUGAGGGUUGAGUGACACUUAGUCACUGAGCAGCUGAACACAACACAGCUAGAAGGGGUUAGUCCCCUGCCUCUCUUUAUGAUCAUGUUAGAGCUACCAGGCUCACAGCUCUGCCUCCUGAGCACUGCAAAGCCCAUGUUCUAGAAUAGGUUUUCCAGUGGAAGCAGCACAUGAUUAUGACUCUGAAUUUGUUCCUUU
This is a messenger RNA of Myiozetetes cayanensis, 1200 nucleotides long. It is a transcript of the gene DMRTB1, whose product is annotated as DMRT like family B with proline rich C-terminal 1. Lineage: Eukaryota; Metazoa; Chordata; Aves; Passeriformes; Tyrannidae. Gene Ontology annotation, molecular function: DNA-binding transcription factor activity, RNA polymerase II-specific; RNA polymerase II cis-regulatory region sequence-specific DNA binding. Gene Ontology annotation, biological process: regulation of transcription by RNA polymerase II; germ cell development; sex differentiation. The coding region runs from base 1 to 939 and encodes 312 amino acids. Gene Ontology annotation, cellular component: nucleus. The transcript has 4 exons. The record is from RefSeq and is a predicted model, not a curated record.